AUGGGGUCUGUGUUGUUCGGUAUAGGGGUUAUGCUGGUUAAACUCCAAUUGAGGAAGUUGAAGUGGAGGAAAGAGCGGGAAAAAGAAAACGACAAUAUCCCACAUUUUAUGUUUCAUAUAUGCCCUUCUUUUGAAAACUUGCGCGGUUUCUUCCCCUGCAAAACCUUACAAAACCUCAAGUUAUCUCUUCCUAUUACUUGCAAUUCCCACAAAAUGAAAUCAACUCUCAGAUGCUUCAACUCUCCUAAACAUAUUCUCCCACUCCUUAAACCAACCCACUCUCUUUCCCGCCGAUUUCCUCAAAAUUCCCGCCAAAUCCACUCUGUCAACCCUCGUCUCUGCUCCGAACCCGACUCCAGCCUUCCACCCAAAACCCAAAAUCCCCCUCGUUUAUGGUCUAUUUAUGAUCCUGUCAUUGCCGGUCUGGUAACCAAAACGACGGUUAAUGUCAGUGAAGAAGCUCGAGAGCCAGAGCCGGCCUCAGCGCCGGAGUCGAGUGUUGGUGAUGAUUUAGAGAGGGAAAGAAUUAAUGGGAAGUUAAGAAGUCAAAGUUCAGGGGAUUUGGAGCAACCCCACGUGAAGAAAAAGCCUAGUUUGGGUGUUAGAGACAUAGUAGGAAAUAAGAAGAGAGGGAGGGGCAAUAGAGUAAAUUGGGUUUGUGCAGACUGUGGCCACACGGACGGCCAGUGGUGGGGGACAUGCCGGUCGUGUGAGAGCGUGGGCACGAUGAAAAAAUUUUCUGAAGGGGAGAGUGGAAAUGGACACGUGGUGGAGAGAGCUUGGCUGCCGCAGAAGCCGGAGCAGGUGCAGCCAAUGCGUUUGCGAGAUGUGAAUAGGGGAAUUAAUCAGUUGAAUUGGAGAAUUCCUAUGUAUGGAUCCUUCGGGGAUGAAGUUGCCAGGGUGCUUGGCGGUGGUCUUGUUCCAGGCUCUUUAGUUUUGGUUGGUGGUGAUCCUGGUGUUGGCAAGAGCACACUGUUGUUGCAGAUGGCCGCAAUAAUAGCUGAAGGCCGUGAUGUUGGUGAACCUGCUCCGGUUGUGUAUGUCUCUGGUGAAGAGAGUGUUGAGCAAAUUGGAAAUAGAGCUGAUCGGAUGGAGAUUGAAACGGAGGAACUUUUCUUGUAUUCCAGUACUGAUGUUGAGGACAUAAUAGAAAAAGUUCAGCCCCUUUCCCCUCGAGUGCUAAUAAUUGAUUCAAUUCAAACAGUUUAUUUAAAGGAAGUUCCUGGAAGUGCCGGAGGGCUCGUGCAGGUGAGGGAAUGUACUUCAGCCUUGCUACGUUUCGCAAAGAAGUCUAACAUCCCGGUUCUUUUGGCUGGGCAUGUGACAAAAUCUGGUGACAUAGCUGGGCCUCGUGUUCUCGAGCACAUUGUCGAUGCUGUCUUAUAUAUGGAAGGUGAGAAGUGCUCAUCUUAUCGUCUGCUUCGAGCUGUGAAGAAUCGUUUCGGGUCCAUUGAUGAGCUUGGGGUAUUUGAAAUGACUAAAUCAGGACUGCAAGUUGUUUCAAGCCCCAGUCAGAUGUUUUUAAGUGAGCAGCACUCAGAUUCUAAUGUUUUAGCUGGACUUGCUGUUGCUGUUAUUAUGGAUGGUACUCGGGCAUUCCUUAUUGAAAUUCAGGCUUUAUGUGUGUCUGGCUCAACAGUUUCAAGACAUUUUAAUGGUAUCCAGGCAAGCAGAGCUGACAUGAUUGUUUCAGUUCUCAUGAAGCAAGCUGGUCUGAAGCUUCAAGAAAACGCCAUAUUUCUAAAUGUUGUUAGUGGGGUGGCCCUGACAGAGACUUCGGGUGAUCUCGCUGUAGCUGCAGCAAUUUGUAGCAGUUUCUUGGAGUUCCCUAUUCCUAAUGGCAUUGCAUUCAUAGGCGAAAUUGGCCUUAGUGGUGAGCUUCGCAUGGUACCAGGUAUGGAGAAAAGAGCAAGUACAGUGGCAAAACUAGGAUAUGAAAAAUGUAUAGUCCCCGAAUCAGCAGAGAAAUCUCUAGCAAGUAUAGGUUUGGAGAGGAUGAAAAUCAUAGGCUGCAAGAAUCUGAAAGAGGUCAUCAACAUUGUGUUUACAGCCCAUUGACAUUUAUUUGGAGAUCAUUCUUACUCUCUGUUAUUGAUAUAUAUUAUUUUAUCAAAUACCUCAAAGAAACUUGUAUAUUAAUUAAAUUGUAAAACUGCUGAUUAAGCUUGUAUUCAGAAAUGGUGGGGUUUUGGUGAAUUUUCUGCUUGUAUAUAUACUUCCUGUAUUAGAAAAAUUGUGAGAAUACUAUAAUUAUCUUUUGAUCUUUUAUUGUUA
Molecule: messenger RNA, 2274 nt
Organism: Mangifera indica (mango)
Lineage: Eukaryota; Viridiplantae; Streptophyta; Magnoliopsida; Sapindales; Anacardiaceae
Product: DNA repair protein RadA
Exons: 16
Coding region: 1-2058 (685 amino acids)
Biological process (GO): recombinational repair
Molecular function (GO): ATP hydrolysis activity; damaged DNA binding; ATP binding
Source: RefSeq, a predicted model, not a curated record